This is a messenger RNA of Populus nigra (black poplar), 3069 nucleotides long. Its product is annotated as receptor like protein 22-like. The record is from RefSeq and is a predicted model, not a curated record. Lineage: Eukaryota; Viridiplantae; Streptophyta; Magnoliopsida; Malpighiales; Salicaceae. Bases 1 to 3069 code for a protein of 1022 amino acids. Gene Ontology annotation, molecular function: protein binding. The transcript has a single exon.
AUGGCUCUGGCCAUCAUGCUAGCUCGGGAUCUUAUAAAUUCAGAGACCAUCACUGCAACUAUAUACCAACUCUCUAUAUCUCCCAAAAUGAAGAAUCAUUGCAAAAUUGUGCUUUGCUUUCUAUUCUUGUGUUUCUCAUCUCCAACAAAUUCCACAUCGUUGUCAUCACAAUCUUCUUCUACUCAUUCUAUUUCAGUCCAACAUUGUGUUGACAGUGAAAGAACAGCCUUGCUCCAACUCAAAAGGGAUUUGUUAACAGCUCAACCAGAUUCUUCUUUUCCUCAACAUCCUUCCUCAGGUUCUUUGCUUCCUUCAUGGAAACCCAACAUUAACUGUUGCUCCUGGGAAGGUGUCGCUUGUCAUCAUGUCUCAGGACAUGUGAUCAGCCUCGACCUUAGCAGCCACAAACUAUCCGGCACUUUUAAUUCAACCAACCUUCUUCAUCUCCCUUUCCUUGAAAAACUCAAUCUUUCCAACAAUAACUUUCAGUCGUCUCCAUUUCCCUCCAGGCUUGAUCUGAUUUCCAACUUGACACAUCUUAACUUUUCAAAUUCAGGUUUUUCAGGACAAGUACCUUUGGAGAUAUCGCGGCUGACCAAAUUGGUUUCUCUUGAUCUCUCCACUUCUCUUUUGGAUUCUUCAAAACUUGAGAAACCGAAUUUUGUAAGGCUUGUGAAAGAUUUGAGAAGCUUAAGGGAACUUCAUCUUGAUGGUGUCAAUAUAUCAGCAGGUGGUGGCGACUGGUGCAUUGCCUUACCUCUGGCAACCCCUAAUCUCCAAGUUCUGAGCUUGUCAGAUUGUCAUCUCUCAGGUCCCGUUUGUGAAUCACUCAAUCAACUUUCAUUGCUUUCAAAGCUUGACCUUUCUCGAAACAAUCUCUCUUCAAUGUUUCCGAAAAGUAUCAUGCAGCUGCCAAACCUGAAGACUCUUGAUUUAUCGAGCAAUACGCCUCUUUCAGGGACUUUGCCAGAAUUUCCAAUAGGCAGCAAGUUAGAAGUUUUAUCUUUAUUAUUCACAAGUUUUUCUGGAGAAAUCCCAUAUUCAAUUGGCAAUCUUCAAUUUUUGAUUAAACUGAACUUCAGGAAUUGCAGUUUCUCUGGAUUGAUACCUUCUUCUCUUGCAAGCCUAAACCAACUUGUUGAUUUGGAUCUCUCAUCCAACAAGUUUCUGGGAUGGAUUCCAUUCCUUCCACCAUUAAAGAAAGGCCCGAGACUACUCGAUUCAGUAAACCAUAUUGGGUUAGAGAAUCUAGGCUCUCUUUUUAUUGAGAGCAAUUCCAUGGAGGCGACUUUGAACUCCUCACUUUUUGAGCUACCUUCCCUGGAGAAAUUGCUACUAAGUCAAAACAGGCUUAGUGGCGUCCUACAAGAUUUUGAACGAGCUUUUUUAUCGCCCCUAAGUGUUGUUGAUCUAAGCAUCAACAAUUUGGAAGGGCAUAUCCCUAAUUCGUUUCUUGAACUUCAGAAUCUUACUGAAUUGAAGCUUUUUUCCAACAACUUUAGCGGUGCCAUCAAUUUAAGCAUGAUCAAGAGCAUUGAGAGCCUUGCAUUCCUUCAGUUGUCUGACAAUAGCCAAUUGACUAUUGCCUAUUCAAGCAACUUAAAACUACCCCAGCUUCAACGAUUGUGGUUUGACUCCUGCAAUGUUAGCCGAAUCCCAAGUUUCCUACGAAACCAAGAUGGAUUAGUUGAGCUGGGCCUUUCGAACAACAAAAUCCAAGGCAUACUUCCCAAAUGGAUAUGGCAAUUAGAAAGCUUGUCUUACUUGAAUUUGUCCAACAACUUUUUGACUGGGAUUGAAACACCAGUUCUUGCUCCACUAUUCAGUUCUUUGACCUUGCUUGACCUUAGUUAUAAUUUCCUAGAAGGAUCAUUCCCUAUAUUUCCACCCUCUGUAAACCUCCUUUCGCUUUCUAAGAACAAGUUCACUGGAAAGCUUCCUGUAUCAUUUUGCAACAUGAACAGUUUAGCAAUCCUGGACAUUUCCUAUAACCAUCUGACUGGUCAAAUCCCACAAUGUCUUGGGAACCUUAGUUCCGCUCUCACAGUAGUAAAUCUAAGAGAGAACCAGUUUUCUGGGUCCAUGCUUUGGAAUUUCACUGAAGAAUGCAGUCUGACGACGCUCAAUCUCUAUAGGAAUCAGUUAAAAGGGGAAAUACCAGCGUCUUUGGGAAAUUGCAGAGGACUCAAAGUCUUAGACCUCGGUGACAACCAGAUUAAUGACACAUUCCCUUUUUGGUUAGGGAAGCUUCCUAACUUGCAAGUCCUUAUCCUCCAAUCCAAUAGAUUACAUGGUUCCAUUGGUCAGCCACUGACACCAAAUGACUUCCCAAAGCUUCAUAUACUCGAUCUCUCCUCGAAUUACUUCACUGGAAAUUUGCCAUCUGACUACAUUGGAAUAUGGCAGUCAAUGAAGAUGAAGUUGAACGAAAAAUUUUUGUACAUGGGAGGCUUCUACUACAGGGAUUGGAUGACAAUAACAAACAAAGGACAGAGAAUGGAAAAUAUUCACAUCUUAACCAUUUUCACUGUCCUAGACCUCUCAAACAAUCGUUUCGAGGGAGAGAUUCCUGAAAUGAUUUGUGAUCUCAAGUUGCUACAAGUACUCAACUUGUCUAGAAACAAUCUCGUUGGCGAGAUUCCACCAUCUCUCUCAAAAUUGGCAAAGCUUGAGUCUUUAGACCUCUCACAGAACAAGCUCACAGGGGAGAUACCAAUGCAACUAACAGACUUGACAUUCCUCUCUGUGCUCAACCUUUCUUACAAUAGAUUGGUUGGGAGAAUACCGGUAGCCAAUCAAUUUUUAACGUUCGCUAAUGAUUCCUAUGGUGGCAACUUGGGACUAUGUGGAUUUCCAUUGUCAAGGAAAUGUAGACAUCUUGAGAACGAUCCAUCAGGAAAGCAACAAGAGGACUCAGGAAAAAAAGGUACUCCAUUUAGUUGGAGAUUUGCACUGGUUGGAUAUGGUGUUGGAAUGCUUCUGGGAGUUGUCAUUGGUUACAUGUUGUUUUGCAGGACUACUCGAUGCAGCAGGUGGAUUGAACUGUUUUUUAAGGCAAAGAAAUGGUAG